Molecule: messenger RNA, 609 nt
Organism: Impatiens glandulifera
Lineage: Eukaryota; Viridiplantae; Streptophyta; Magnoliopsida; Ericales; Balsaminaceae
Product: putative transcription factor bHLH107
Exons: 3
Coding region: 1-609 (202 amino acids)
Biological process (GO): regulation of DNA-templated transcription
Molecular function (GO): protein dimerization activity; DNA-binding transcription factor activity
Source: RefSeq, a predicted model, not a curated record
AUGGAAAUGGGUGAUGAUGAAGGGGCAAUAUGGAGUUAUAGUUUAGGAUCAAUGAAAUCUUCUAAAAAAAUGUCUAAACAAGAAGCCAUGACCAAACAUGCCAUUUCUGAGAAAAUCAGAAGGAUUCGACUUAAACAACGUUUCAAAGAUAUCCUACGUCUCUUUCCCAAUAUCCACAAACGAGACAAAGCUUCCAUCCUAAAGGAGGCAGUGUGUCGACUCAACGCACUCAAGAACACAACUGCCAAUAUUCUCGACAACGUAGGAUCCUCCAAAUCUACAUUUCUUCAAUUUCUUCCAAACGAGGAGAAUGAAGCGAUUGUGGUUACCGGCAAAUCGUCUGGACACGACAUUAUGGCUAAAGUGACUAUUUCGUGUAAUCAAAGACCGUCGUUGAAUAGGGAACUGACCCAGGCAAUCAAGGUGGCUGGCGGGAAGCAAGUCGGGGUGGAAAUGGCCACGGUUGGUGGUCGAACCAAGGUUGUGGCUUUGGUUAAGUGGAUGGAUAGUGGUGGUAAUAACCUCAAUCAUCAAAUUAUGUCGCUAAAACGGGCCGUGAGAGUCUUAUCAUUUAAUUUAUUGAUCGAAGAACAAUUCUAUGGUAGAUGA